Molecule: messenger RNA, 561 nt
Organism: Macrosiphum euphorbiae (potato aphid)
Lineage: Eukaryota; Metazoa; Arthropoda; Insecta; Hemiptera; Aphididae
Source: the annotation of a GenBank genome assembly
AUGACUGCAUCUAUAGUCAUAGUAUUAACUCAAGGAUUAUUAAAUGCAUGCAAAAAGUUGCAUACAGUGGAAUUUAAUGAAAGGACACUGAUGAUUAUCAAACAACUAUCAGAUAACAUGGAAAAUCGAGACGCAUGGAAAAAUGUUGAUAAAAAAAGAUCGAAUCAACUGGAUGAACAAAAUCAAGACCAACCUGAUUAUAUAAGUAUAGACACCCCAUCCACAUCAAAUAGCCCAUCGAUUUGGGAAACUAUUGACACGAGCAUAGCCAAAUUAAUACCUUCAGGUACAUCUAAGUCGCGUGCAAUAAUUGAGGUACAAAGGUACCUAGAAGAUGGUAUGCUAAAAAGAAAUUUGGAUCCGCUUAAAUGGUGGCAAGAACAUAAGUAUAACUAUCCAUACUUACAUAUUUUGGCUAAGCAAACUUUAUGUUGCCUUGGUACUUCAGUUCCUUGUGAACGUAUUUUUUCGAAAGCAGGACUUAUUUUGAACGAUCGGCGUUGUCGACUUAAAAGUGAAAAAGUAGAAAUGUUGUUGUUUUUAAAUUAUAAUUCAACAUGA